This is a messenger RNA of Trichomonas vaginalis G3, 555 nucleotides long. RefSeq names its product translation initiation factor protein. Gene Ontology annotation, biological process: translational initiation. The record is from RefSeq and is a predicted model, not a curated record. The coding region runs from base 1 to 555 and encodes 184 amino acids. The transcript has a single exon. Gene Ontology annotation, molecular function: RNA 7-methylguanosine cap binding; translation initiation factor activity. Gene Ontology annotation, cellular component: eukaryotic translation initiation factor 4F complex. NCBI's taxonomy places the organism in Eukaryota, Parabasalia, Trichomonadida, Trichomonadidae.
AUGGCUGCAUCAUCAACAAAUGUUCUUCCCGAAACUUGGCAAUUUUGGGUUGUAUUAAAUGCUGUUGCAAGUGGUCAGAAGAUUUACCAAAUCGAAAAGAUCUUUGCAUUCAAUACAGUCGAAAAUUUCUGGUCAUAUCAAGAAGCUUUACCAAAAGUUUCAGAUUUUAAGAAUGUCAAUAACAAAAAAGUUUCGCUCGCACUAUUCAGAGGAGAAAUACAGCCCGCUUGGGAAGAUCCUGCAAAUGCAAAAGGAGCUACAUACGUACUAACGGUUCCCAAUACAGCAAUUGACGAAUUCUGGGAAACUCUCAUAUUAUUUAUGAUUGGUGGUCAAAUGCAGAGAGAUCUUUUUGAUGGAGAACCAGAAGUUUGCGGAUUAUUUGUUAGAAAUAUAGUUUCUGCUGAAUUUGCUGUUGAAAUAUGGACAAGAUCUGAUAUCGAUCGUAGAAUUGAACUUUUAGACUAUGUUCAUGAAAAUAUAUGUCCACAAGAUUCUGCUUUUAUUAGACUCAAAGAAUUCCAUACACAUGUUUCCAAGACAACAUGGAAUUAA